CGCCUCCCGGAGGUUUCAGUCUAGUUCACAGACCCGGCGUAGGCCUUCAGACCGCAGCGGCCCUCGCGGGGAGGUGAACAGGACUGCGGCCGCCGCGCCCCGGGCAGCGACGUCACCGCCCUUGCCGGGGAUUGGCCGCCUCGCGUCGCGCGCCCUUCAUACGUUUUCUCCCCGUGGCUGUCGGCGCCCGCUGGGCGGGAGGCAUAUUCGGAGGCGGCAGCUCUGCGCCUCGGCGUUUCCUCCAAGGCUGCCCACCGGAAGGACCUGUCCGAGAGGGUGGAGAGCAUAGAGUCAAGAUCAAGAUAAGGCCACUCCAGCCCCUGGAAGGCCAGAGACUUGCCAGUGUCCCACUAGCGGGCUCUUCACAAGAAUCUCCCUGGGCCCGCCGCAGCCAGGUGGCGGACUGCAGAGGGCGCUGCUGGGGCAUGGCGGAGGAGCGGCCAGGGGUCUGGUUCGGCUUCGGUUUUUGCGGCUUCGGGCAGGAGCUGGGCUCCGGACGCGGGCACCAGGUGCACAGCCCCAGUCCGCUGCGGGCGGGCGUCGACGUCUGCUGCGUGAGCGCGAGCUGGAGCUACACCGCCUUCGUGACUCGUGGAGGCCGCGUGGAGCUGUCGGGCUCAGUCAGCGGCGCGGCGGGCGGCUGCAGGGACGCGUGGGCCUCGGAGGGGCUCCUCCUGGUGCUGCGCGCUGGGCCCGGGCCGGAGGCGUUACUGCAGGCCUGGGCGCCCGACUCGGCGCUGCGUGGAGAGCCCUUGUGGGCCCACAAUGUGGUGCCCGAGGCCAAAGGGGAAGACGAUCCGGGCGGUGAGGCGCAGACUGGGAGGCUACCCCUGUUGCCCUGCGCCCGUGCCUACGUGACCCCGCGGCCUCCCUUCUACCGGCCUCUGGCUCCGGAGCUGCGGGCGCGCCAGCUGGAGCUGGGCGCCGAGCACGCGUUGCUGCUAGACGCGGCUGGUCAGGUGUUCUCCUGGGGCGGGGGCAGGCAUGGACAGCUGGGCCAUGGGACCCUGGAGGCAGAGCUGGAGCCACGGCUGUUGGAGGCGUUGCAGGGCCUAACCAUGGCUGAGGUGGCCGCGGGGGGCUGGCAUUCUGUGUGUGUGAGUGAGACUGGGGAUAUUUAUAUCUGGGGCUGGAAUGAAUCGGGGCAGCUGGCCCUGCCCACCAGGAACCUGGCAGAGGAUGGAGAGACUGUCGCAAGGGAAGCCACAGGACUGAAUGAAGAUGGUUCUCAGGUGAAGAGAACAGGCCGGGUUGAGGAUGGAGCCCCUGCCCCCUUCAUAGCUGUCCAGCCCUUCCCAGCAUUACUGGAUCUCCCCUUGGGCUCAGAUGCAGUCAAGGUCAGCUGUGGAUCCCGGCACACAGCUGUGGUGACACGAACAGGGGAGCUCUACACCUGGGGCUGGGACCAACCAACUCAAAAAGUGACUGGGGAAAAAAAGAAAACACCACACUGUAUCUUUUUGAAAUGUGGAAGCAGCAACUGGCUGCAGAGAAAGGAAAGAGAUCCAUGUAUCCUCCUCCUAAUGAACGUGCACAUACAAUACCUGCACUGGUCAACGGCUGAGACUAUCUUUAUAUUCAUGUCUAUAAUCCUAUACUUUUUAGUUAAAAAAAAAAAAUAUAUGGGGCUGGGUGUGGCUCAGGCCUAUAAUCCCAACACUUUGGGAGGCCAAGGCAGGAGGAUUGCUUGAGGCCACAUGUUCAAGACCAGCCUGGGCAACAUAACAGAACCCCAUCUCUAGAAAAAAAUUGUUUUAAAUAUGAAUUCUUGAUUUACACAACACCUAUCUUGUGCAUAGUCUAAUAAAAUAUUUGAAAGACUGUGUUUUACCACAUACUUUUCAACAUCUCUAUUGAGUACUUGGCAUGUCUAGUGAUCUGGUUUCACUGGGCUGGAACCCACAUGUAGGGGAUCUAGCUCCAUACCAGCUGAAGACUGGGCUUGGAAUUGAGUCCACAGUGACCCUGCCUGAUCUUCAGUUUCCCAGACAUCCCAGUGCUUCUCAUGGUACCAGUGGGGCUCAGAGUGACUGUUCUCUUUUUUUGCACAUUAAUUUUGGACCAUUAUUUAAUGGUGAGCUAGCUUUGUAUCUGUCAACUCUCAGUAUGUAAGUAAGAACCAAAUCUAGGGAUCUUAGAAUCCAGAACAAGUAGGUGGGGCCUCUGGGUGAACAGGCUAGGGAUGCAUGUGAGGAUGUGCUUAGACACAGGGCAUACUAACCUUGCUGCCAGAAGGAGGAAGUCGAGACACAGGGGAGUGGUAGAUUGUCCCUCCAAAGAUAGGCCGAAUGCUACUAUUGGCCGUAGCAUUGGACAUGGUGGUAGUGUUCAGCUAGAGAGAAGAACACAUGGGUUACUUAUGUGCAGUAAUAUCCUCAGCAUUUCCAGCAACCCGUCUCUACCCUACAGAGAAAUGACUAUUGGAGGCAGUCCAGGGAAGAUGGGUUUGCAUGGUGAAGGGCCUGCUGUGUCUAAUACUGCACAGGUUUGAAGAAACCUGUGGAAAGUUUUCAAAGCCUAUUGAUAUCCAGCAAAUGGAAAUGUAAAAUGGUACAACCACUGUGGCACAAGACAUCUAGCAUACGACCCAGCCAUUCUACUCUCAGGUGUGUCUACCCAAAAGAAACAAAAGCAGAGAUCCAUACAAAGACUUAGAUGUAAAUGUUCAUAGCAGCUACCUGCAACAGCCAAAAGCUGGAAACAACCAAAUACCCAUCAGCAGGUAAGUGGACAAACUGUGGCAAAUUCAUACAGUGGAAUGAAUAUUGAUCUGCAAUAAAAAGGAGUGACCUUUUGAUACAUGCAACAACAGAGAUGAAUCUAUACUAAAUGAAAGAAGCCAGACAAAAAAGAAUAUAUACUGCGGGAUUCUAUGUAAAAUGUUUCAAAAUGCAAACAUCUGUAAUUAAAGAGUAAAUUCCUACUUGCCACAGCUCGAGGCUGGGGGCAAAUCAGGAGCCAGGGAAGGAGCGAGGUAAUACAAAGAGGCACUAGGAAACUUUGGGGACCAUGGAAAUGUUCAUUAUCUAACUUAUGGUGACAGUUUCAUUAUGUAAACGUACAUAUGUCAAAACUUAUAUGCUAAUAAGAGCUCUAAACGUUUUUGAGAUGGGGGUCUCACUCUGUCACCCAGGCUGGAGUACAGUGGUACAAUCUUGGUUCACUGUAGCCUCAACCUUCUGGGCUCAAGCAGUCCUCCAACCCCAGCCUCCUGAG
Piliocolobus tephrosceles (Ugandan red Colobus) is the source of this 3216-nucleotide messenger RNA. It is a transcript of the gene RCCD1, whose product is annotated as RCC1 domain containing 1. The record is from RefSeq and is a predicted model, not a curated record. NCBI's taxonomy places the organism in Eukaryota, Metazoa, Chordata, Mammalia, Primates, Cercopithecidae. The transcript is spliced from 9 exons. The coding region runs from base 426 to 1691 and encodes 421 amino acids.